AUGCCGAUAAAUACAGUGGCUCAGAAGCAGACUGAGGCCAUACUGCCGCGUCGGAAGCACUCUGCUCCUGCCCCAUGGACGUUGGCGCAUCAGUCUCCAGGGGCUCUUCUAAGAAGUGAGGAACUGGUCGCCAGCAGCCUGCCUCGCCUGCUUUCAAGGGUGGAAAGCUUUAGUCAAAGCGGCCCUGAGACGUGCUACCUGGAGAUGGAGGGGAUCGCUCUUCGGGAGAUGGGGAAAGCACCACUCCCCUCGGAGGAGGGACAGGUGGGGAAUCCUUGGUUUCGUUUUGUUUCCGUUGUUUUGUUUUGUUUCCUUCACAGUAGUGCUGGAGACGCACACGGCCUCUUAACCCAUUCUCCGUCUCCAGCUCUCCACAGGAGUUGUGGAGCUACGAACAGGCUCAUAACCCAUCCUCCAUCUCCAGCUCUCCGCAGGAGUUGUGGAGCUACGAACAGGCUCAUAACCCAUCCUCCAUCUCCAGCUUUUCACAGGAGUUGCGGAGCUAUGAACGGGCUCAUAACCCAUCGUCCUCCCACUCCUCCAUUGCCAACGAGUGCUUCGAUCAACUUGACAGCCUCAUUAAGUCUCACCUGUUCAGCCCCCUUCAGCGAACUCAGAUCAUUCUAGUUGGAUUAUAUCUUGCUGAGGACUGCAGGGAUUUUUCUGUGGACAUUUUUGAGAGAUCUUGUGGAUUAUCCUCAGUGUUUGACUGUGGAUUUACUGUAGAAAUUUGUGCUGCUUAGCUCUCCUCCUUAACUAUUACUGUGACUGUCCAGUCCUGCUCAGGGGCCCUUAGCAGCCAGGAACCGAGUCUUAACAGCAGUCUUUUGCAGCCUUCGAUCCACAUGUAUUAUUAUCCUCCCAGAGAUUUUUUCUCUCUCUCCCCCAGUCUGACGAUUAUUAAUAAAUGUAUUAUUCUGCAAGUGGAUCCAAGUUUCUGUCCUCAUUUCCUGUCAGACGGACUUGCCAUAACGGAUCUAACAGUAACUGAAUCCAUACUCCUGGUCGCUGAAUCUGUGCUCUCAGCCAUAGCGCAACAAAGAGCUUGGCUUGGGAAGUAUGAGAUCCAAAUCUCUUCCACCCCUAGCGAGGUAGAG
Misgurnus anguillicaudatus (oriental weatherfish) is the source of this 1097-nucleotide messenger RNA. NCBI's taxonomy places the organism in Eukaryota, Metazoa, Chordata, Actinopteri, Cypriniformes, Cobitidae. The record is from RefSeq and is a predicted model, not a curated record.